CGCAAGUUGAAAGGUCGAAGACGUCAAACUCAUGCUGCCAGAACAACAACAAACCACUGAAUAAGCCAUUGAAUAAGCCAAACGUUAACUUUGCGUUUACUUUUAGUAUUUUUUGUGUGGGUACUGUAGCUUAUUGUCGGAAGACAUGUCUGGAAAGACCAAGAAAAUCCUAGAGAUGGACCUGUAUGGUUUACUCGGCAUUGAAAUCACCGCUACAUCGAAAGAGAUCAAGAAAGCUUAUCGACAGAAAGCCCUGACAUGCCAUCCAGACAAGAACCCAGACAACCCAAAAGCAGCGGAGCUCUUCCACCAGUUGUCCCAGGCCCUUGAGGUGCUAACUGAUGCUGCUGCCAAGGCUGCCUACGAUAAGAUUUGUGCUGCCAAGAAACAAGCAGAAGAAAGAAACAGGAAACUAGAUGACAAGAGGAAGAAAAUUAAGCUUGACUUGGAGGCCAGAGAGCGACUCGCAGAAGCUCAGAGCCAGGAGGAAGUGCAGAUCACAAGGACACUUGAGGAAGAGAUUGCCCGUUUGAGAGAGGAGGGAUCCAGGCAGCUUGAGGAGGAACAGAGGCUCAUCAAAGAGCAGAUCCAGAGGGAAAGAGAAGCACAAGAGCAACAAGCAGGAGGCUACGCUCACACAUACUCAGGAGGAGACAGAUGUUCCAAGAGCAAUGUGACCCCAAAACUGAAGCUAAAGUGGAAAUGUAAAAAAGAUGAUGACAUGAAUGGAGGCUACUCUCAGGAUGUUCUUCUCAGACUUCUACAAAAGUAUGGGGAUGUUUUGAAUGUGAUUGUAUCGAGUAAGAAGAAAGGAAGCGCUGUGGUUGAAUUUGCAACUGUGCGAGCAGCUGAGCUGGCAGUCAAGAAUGAAAGUGGCCUGAGUGACAACCCCUUGAAGAUUUCGUGGAUUGAAGGACAGCCCGAGGUUAUUGCUCCCGCAACUCAACCAGACCUGUUCAUGUCUGCGCAGAGUGCCCUGACGAAUGAGCGCGACUACGAGAGCGUGGUGAUGAUGAAGAUGAGGCAGGCUGCGGAGCGACAGAAACUCAUAGAACAAAUGCAGAGAGAAGAUGAAGAGGAUGCUGCCCACUCAUAGCACAGCAGGAGCCAGCUCGGUACCAGCCUGCAACUAUUAAAUCAAUACCUGUUUCAGGCUUUAGUUUCAUAAAGCCUCUCAAGUGUUUUCUUAUUUUUUUGUAUGCAUGAAACUAUAAGGCAAAAUAAAUCUUUUUAAUGACUACAGUU
This is a messenger RNA of Acanthopagrus latus (yellowfin seabream), 1245 nucleotides long. It is a transcript of the gene dnajc17, whose product is annotated as DnaJ (Hsp40) homolog, subfamily C, member 17. Gene Ontology annotation, biological process: spliceosomal complex disassembly. The transcript is spliced from 11 exons. Gene Ontology annotation, cellular component: spliceosomal complex. The record is from RefSeq and is a predicted model, not a curated record. NCBI's taxonomy places the organism in Eukaryota, Metazoa, Chordata, Actinopteri, Spariformes, Sparidae. The coding region runs from base 146 to 1096 and encodes 316 amino acids. Gene Ontology annotation, molecular function: RNA binding.